UUCUGUUGCUGCCCAAAAAAACGAAACAAAAACAAAGCGACACGAACUGGACCUGGACCUGGUCUUCUGCUGAUCCGAGUCGGAGUUUGGACGGCCUCAGCUCACACAGAACCGGAAGUGGAAACGUUUUCAGAAGAGCUAACAGGAGGCUAGCAGGUGGGCAGCUGUGAUGGAGUCCAGAUCCGGUCCUCCAGAGCCUGGACUGAAGUCAGUCAGGAGAUCUCCUCGUCUGUCUCAGAGCGGCAGCAGCAGUGAAGGAAUAAAGGAAAGGAGAGGAGGAGGCAGCCUGCAGGAGGUGAAGAGGAGAGCGAGGAUGGCGAGGAGCAGAGAGGAGCAGGAGGAGGAGCUGAGCAGUCGGCUGCAGACGCUGGGUCUGUCCAGCAGGUCUACAUCCAGGGGAACCGGACUGGUUUUCUCUGAGAUCUUCACGCUCCACCAGAACCUGUGGGAACCGAGUCAUCCAGAGAGUCCAGACCGUGUGACGUCCGUCAUGAUGGAGCUACAGAGACAAGAGCUGCUGCCACAUUGCGUCAGGGUCGAGCCCAGAGAGGCUGUAGAAGAAGAGCUUCUGCUCGCUCACACGAAGGAUUACCUUGACAAGAUGAAGUCCACUCAGAAGAUGACGCAGACUGAACUCCAGACUCUAUCCAACAAAUACGACUCCGUCUACCUCCAUCCUGACUCCUUCCAGGUUGGCGUGUCUGCGGUCGGUUCCGUCCUCCAGCUGGUCGAUCAGGUCAUGACGUCAGAACUCAGGAACGGGUUUGCUGUCAUCAGGCCUCCAGGUCAUCACGCUCUGGCGAACGAGUCCAACGGUUUCUGUCUCUUCAACAACGUGGCCAUCGCCGCCCGGUACGCUCAGACCAGACACGCUGUCAGCAGGGUGCUGAUCGUGGACUGGGACGUUCAUCAUGGUCAGGCUAUCCAGUACCUGUUCCAGGAGGAUCCCAGUGUCCUGUAUUUCAGCGUGCACAGGCACGAGCACGGAUCCUUCUGGCCUCACCUGCCGGAGUCCGACACCGGGUCCAUCGGCAUCGGACGAGCCAAAGGAAGGAACAUGAACCUGCCCUGGAACAAGACGGGGAUGACUGACGCUGAUUACAUCACUGCGUUCCAACACCUUCUUCUUCCGGUAGCGUACGAGUUCCAGCCUCAGCUGGUUCUGGUUGCUGCUGGAUUUGACGCUGCAGACGGAGAUCCCAAGGGGGAGAUGUGUGUACGUCCUCAGUGUUUCCACAUUCUGACCCACAUGUUGAUGAGCUUGGCUGGAGGUCGACUCGUUCUGGCUCUGGAGGGAGGUUAUAACCUGCAGGCGACAGCAGAGGGCGUAGCAGCCUGCAUCAGAGCUCUGCUGGGUGGAGCCUGUCCUCUGACCCCACCCACCUCUCCAUCUGACAGUGCCCUUCAGUCCAUCUCUCAGACGGUCUCGGCUCUGUUGCCACACUGGACCUCCCUGCAAGUCCUGGAGGGCAGCCCAUUGGUCAAGGGUGAUGUCAUCAGAGUAGUCACCAAUGAGAAGAGUGCAGUGAAGACUGAACCCACCCCCUCCACUUCCACAGCCACAGGUCUGGUUUAUGAUGAGAGGAUGAUGGAGCACACAAGUCUGUGGGACAGACAUCACCCUGAACAUCCACAGAGAAUCUUCAAGAUCUUCUCCAAGCAUCAGGAGCUGGGAUUGCUUGAUCGUUGCCAACGGAUACCAGCCCGCCUGGCGACAGAGGAGGAGCUGUCCAUGUGUCACAGCAAGCAGCACAUCGAGCAGAUGAAGGCGACAGCAGCCAUGAAGCCCAGAGACCUGCACAGACUGGGAGAAGAGUUCAACUCCAUCUUCAUCAACAACCAGAGCUUCCAGUCUGCCCAGCUGGCCGCUGGAGGCUGCUUCAACGCCGUGGACAGGAUCCUGAGUGGACAGGUGAACAGUGGCGUGGCCAUCGUCCGUCCUCCGGGACAUCAUGCAGAGAGAGACUCUCCCUGCGGUUUCUGUUUCUUCAACACGGCGGCGCUCGCUGCACGCCAUGCCCAGAAAGUCUGCGAUGAUCCUCAGCUCCGAGUCCUGAUCCUGGACUGGGACGUUCACCACGGCAACGGGACCCAACACAUUUUUGAAGAUGACAACAGCGUCCUGUACGUCUCUAUCCAUCGCUAUGACAACGGUAUAUUCUUCCCAUCCUCAGAGGAUGCAGCCCCCAGCAGGGUUGGCUUCGCCAAGGGGGCGGGGUAUAAUGUGAAUGUGGCAUGGAGCGGAGGCCGGAUGGGCGACUCUGACUACCUGGCAGCAUUUCACCAUGUUGUCAUGCCGAUCGCUACCGAGUUUAACCCCCGUCUGGUUCUGGUGUCGGCUGGCUUCGAUGCAGCUCGGGGGGAUCCGUUGGGUGGAUAUCAUGUGACUCCGGAGGGAUACGCCCACCUCACACACAUGCUGAUGACACUGGCUGGUGGGCGGGUUCUCCUCAUCCUGGAGGGAGGUUACAACCUGACUUCCAUCUCUGACUCCAUGGCAAUGUGCACCAGCAUGUUGCUGGGAGACCCUCCUCCAUCCUUGGUGGCCCCCCUCCCUCCUCCACAUCACAGCGCCGUGGCAACGAUCAAUGAGGUCAUUCGACACCAUGCCCCCUACUGGAGGUCCCUGAGGAUUCACAUUCUGGAGUCGGUGCGAGCUGCCCUGCCCACACCAAAGCAUCGUGGGAAACGUGGUUCUAAAGGAGAAGGCCAGAAGACAUCUGACCAGUCGCCGGCGUGCCCUGAAGGUCCACAUGUCUCCACGACGGCAAGCAGUCUGGAGCAGCUCACUCAGGGAUUGGCUGGUCUGGACGUCAGUGAAACCUCAGCCAAUCACCCGCCACUAUCUGCAGCAGUGGGUGGGGCCAGACCAAAGGUCUACCAUGGUUCAGAGAAGGUUGUAGGUGAAGUGAAGGUGGAGUCAGGUGAUGACCAAUCAGAAGAGAGCAAGAUGCUUCAGAUUGUUGCUGUAGCAACGCCACAGUUGGCAGGUGUAGAGGCGGAGCCAGACACAGAGGGCCCGUGUGGUUGGUCGAAGACACAGAACACUCUGUAUGUGGUGGACCCUCUGUCUUGGUGUCCUCACCUGGACAUCGUUAAGCCCCUCCCCCCCUCAGGUAUCGAUAUCUUCCAGCCAUGUCAGGACUGUGGUUCACAAGCUGAGAACUGGAUCUGUCUCACCUGCUACCAGGUGUUCUGUGGACGCUACAUCAACGAACACAUGGUGACUCACGGCGUGGUGUCAGAACAUCCUGUUGUUCUCAGCUUCUCAGAUCUCUCUGUGUGGUGCUACCUGUGUGAGUCCUACAUCCACAACCAGGUUUUGUUCGAAGCUAAAAACGCUGCUCACUGCUCCAAGUUCGGUGAGGAGAUCCCUCCGUGGAGCUGAUCGAACCGUCCGUUGCCAUGGAUACCAGCAGUUUUUUCUUUGACGUCAUGCAACAAAAAAAGUUUCUUUUAUCUUGUUUUUUAACUUCAGAUCUUCAUCAUCAUCAGCAGGUUUUUGGUUCAGUUCCUUGAAAACGUGACCAGUCACGGGCAAGAAACAACAAACACUGUGACUUCACAGAGUAAACUAAGAACACAUUGAUUAAAUGUGGACAAAUCACGAGAAUAAACUGAUUAGGAAGUAAACAGGAACUUAACGGGAAGCGGUGGGGAAGUAACGAGAAGUUGUGGGGAAGUUAACGGGAAGUUAACGGGAAGUGGUGGGGAAGUUAACGGGAAGUUGUGGGGAAGUUAACGGGAAGUGGUGGGGAAGUUAACGGGAAGUUGUGGGGAAGUUAACGGAAAGCGGUGGGGAAGU
Melanotaenia boesemani (Boeseman's rainbowfish) is the source of this 3805-nucleotide messenger RNA. RefSeq names its product histone deacetylase 6 (gene hdac6). Gene Ontology annotation, cellular component: histone deacetylase complex. Gene Ontology annotation, biological process: chromatin organization. Gene Ontology annotation, molecular function: histone deacetylase activity; zinc ion binding. The transcript is spliced from 29 exons. Lineage: Eukaryota; Metazoa; Chordata; Actinopteri; Atheriniformes; Melanotaeniidae. The record is from RefSeq and is a predicted model, not a curated record. The coding region runs from base 170 to 3388 and encodes 1072 amino acids.